This is a messenger RNA of Hibiscus syriacus, 1506 nucleotides long. RefSeq names its product uroporphyrinogen decarboxylase-like. The transcript has 6 exons. Gene Ontology annotation, biological process: porphyrin-containing compound biosynthetic process. Gene Ontology annotation, molecular function: uroporphyrinogen decarboxylase activity. The record is from RefSeq and is a predicted model, not a curated record. Lineage: Eukaryota; Viridiplantae; Streptophyta; Magnoliopsida; Malvales; Malvaceae. Bases 143 to 1312 code for a protein of 389 amino acids.
UUUUUCUAUCUAAAACUCCAAAAACCCUUCAAUGCCCCGACUGCAACGGAAUCAGCUCUGGAUAGAGAUUUGAAACCCACAUCCAAAAUCAAACUCAAAGAUUGUAACUUUUUCAAGCUGUUCUAAUAGGAACCCCAAAACAAUGUCUUGUACCUCAGUUUCUUCUUUUACCACUUCUCUCUUUGUCCCUUCAAAAAACUCAUCUUUGUCAAAUCAUAAGCGCAGACUCAUGCAAUGUUCUCUUGGUGGAACUGUUGUAGAACUGAAAGCUACUGCUGCUUCCGAACUCCUGUUACUCAAUGCUGUUCGAGGGCAAGAUGUUGAAAGACCACCAGUGUGGCUUAUGAGGCAAGCAGGGAGGUACAUGAAGAGCUACCAAAUAAUCUGUGAAAAAUAUCCUUCCUUUCGUGAAAGAUCAGAAAAUGUUGAUCUUGUUGUUGAAAUUUCACUGCAGCCAUGGAAUGUUUUCCAGCCAGACGGAGUAAUUCUAUUCUCUGAUAUUCUUACUCCUCUCUCUGGGAUGAACAUACCUUUUGACAUUGUCAAAGGUAAAGGUCCAAUAAUCUUCGACCCUAUAGUAACUGCUGCUGAUGUUGAUCAAGUGAGAGAAUUCAGCCCUGAGGAGGCAGUUCCUUAUGUUGGAGAAGCAUUGACAAUCUUGCAUAAAGAGGUAGAUAAUAAAGCUGCAGUUUUGGGUUUUGUUGGCGCUCCAUUCACUCUAGCAUCAUAUGUGGUUGAAGGUGGUUCAUCGAAGAACUUCACCAAAAUAAAAAGUUUGGCCUUCUCUCAGCCCAAGGUACUUCAUUCCUUGCUUCAGAAAUUCGCAACCUCCAUGACAAAGUACAUUCAGUACCAAGCUGAUAAUGGAGCUCAAGCUGUUCAAAUAUUUGACUCUUGGGCAACAGAACUAAGUCCGGUGGAUUUUGAGGAGUUCAGCCUGCCAUAUUUGAAGCAAAUUGUAGAUGCCGUAAAACAAACCCACCCGGAUCUUCCUCUAAUCCUCUAUGCAAGCGGAUCUGGGGGCUUGUUAGAAAGGCUAGCUUUAACUGGUGUUGAUGUAGUUAGCUUAGAUUGGACCGUUGACAUGGCUGAAGGUAGGAGGCGACUCGGACAUGAUAUUGCCAUCCAGGGAAACGUUGAUCCUGGUGUACUUUUUGGUUCAAAAGAGUUUAUCACCAAUCGGAUACAUGAUACCGUGACAAAAGCUGGUAAAGGGAAACACAUAUUGAAUCUCGGUCACGGGAUUAAAGUAGGUACACCCGAGGAAAAUGUUUCCCAUUUCUUUGAGGUUGCUAAAUCAAUCAGGUACUAAAAGCAAUACUGGAUUUAACUAAUUUCCUACCAAGUUUAUGCAUCUUCUGGUUAUUUUUUCCAGCCUUUGAUUGUUCCAUUUGUAUUUAUAUUGUUCCAUGAAAUUGUUGACAACUUCGACUCCCAACAUGUAUCUAUGUUACUCAAACUCGAGUGAGAGUCAUGAUGCAAGUUUGCAUCCGAAACGGGUAUGUU